AUGCGGGCACGUUUGCAUGAAACCACUCGCUAUGGCAAUCAACGUGGUUUCCCCAUAUUUAGGCUUUGCUCGUAUGAGUAUGCGCAAGUAAUCCCCUUGUCUGUUUACUAUUUAAUUUUGCUAUACACCGUGUAGAAUUGCUUGCUUUGAAAUCUAGCUAGAGUUCGGGGAGCUAUAGUUGCUGGUUUUGACCGGACAAUGGAAACGAGCUUUACGCGACAAGAGUAGCUCAGAAAAAUAGUGUCUGAACAAUAUUGUCAUGCUGGUUACAAUUGGAGGGAGGUCAUGGAAACAACAUAGAAUUUAGCCAUACUUUUCUUAUAGUAGCGGAACACUUCAGUAUGAAAUCUCGAGUACUCAAACUGUUGCCAAGUAUAAUAAAAUUCGUGUCAUUUUCUGAAAAUAGAUAAACUAAAAGAAGUAAAUAGAGGGAAAUUGUUCAAAUUAUGAACAGAUUUCUUGAAUUUUCUCGUAGAAAUUAGGGAAAAACGGUUUUCUUAAGACAGCAAAGCAGAGACUUUAUAUAAAAACACCAUACGCCACUUCCACAUUUUCCAUAAUGCAUUAUUGAAAUUCUUCCCCCAAAAUUUAGCAUAACCUUAGGUUUUCAUUUCUCCUGGGUAUUACAGCCGUCCCAAAAGAAAUUUAAAGCAAUUCUUGUGCAAAAUUUUGGGGGCCAAACAAGGUGCAUUAUGGAAAUGUGGAAAUGGCGAAUUAAUUAUGUUACAGGACAAGAAAAACCUGGUUUGUGUCCCAAGCCCCGAUCCGGUCAGGUCGGCACCUGUGUUGAGGCCUGCUCCGGGGAUGGCGAUUGUAAAGGUGCCAAAAAAUGCUGCUCUAAUGGCUGUGGGCAUGUUUGCAUGAAACCACUGGGUAUGUACCUUAACUAUUAACAUCCCUGCUCUGAAAUUAGGCGUUGCACGGUUGUUUUACGCAUGCGCAAUCUUCUUGCCUGUUGACUCUUUAUCUUUCUUUAUUAUGUAUUAUGCAUGGGCGUUACUACUGUGCAAAACUGGCGGUUUUGUUCUUGUUUAAGGUGACACCAAUCGUAAGAACCUGCAUAAUUAGUAUUUCAUGGGAAAUAAUCGAUAAUGAUAAUGAUAACAAUAAUGAUAAUGAUGAUGAUGAUGAUGAAAACCGUUCCGCAGACACGGAAUAGCAGAAAAUCAGCAUAAAAAAAAAUGUUAAAAUUUGCCGCAGCGGAAGGGAAACCUGAGUUUUGUCCCAAACCCAAACCUGACCAGAUUGGCAUCUGCGCUGACGCCUGCCAAGGAGAUGACGAUUGUUCAGGUUCCGAAAAGUGCUGCUUUAAUGGAUGCAGGCACGUUUGCAUGAAACCACUCGAUAUGUCAAUCAACAUGGUUUACCCAUAUUUAGGCUUUGCUCGUAUGAGCAUGCGCAAGUAAUCCCCUUAUCUGUUCACUACUAAAUUUUGCUAUACACCGUGUAGAAUUGCUUGCUUCGAAGUCUAGCUAGAGUUCGAGGAGCUAUAGUUGCUGGUUUUGACCAGACAAUGGACACUAGCUUUACGCGACAAGAGUAGCUCAGAAAAAUAGUGGAUGAACGAUAUUGACAUGCUGGUUAAUAUAUAGAUUUAGCCAUGGCUAAAAGCGAAGCUCCAAUUAGUAAAUUCAUAAUUUAAAUCAAACAAUAAACUUUUGAUCCAAAAAUCAGUUAACUUAAGGGCACAUUCAUGUGACUUUUGAGGUAAAGGCUAAGUUAUUUUAGAGUGAAACAUCUUACAUCGAAUUGAUAACCUUAUAUGUACACCCAAAAAACAGCAAACAUCUUCGAUCACAUUCAAGAUCACAGUAGAUUAAGCCUCGAAAACAAAUUCUUGGAAAACAAAUCACGCCGAAUUUUUUUGCGUUCGACAGGUUUACUUUACAAAUUGUUGCCAACAAAUCUGGGGGUGUUUAAACCAACCUUUUAUAAUUUUUAUACAUCACAUUUGAGGUGAAACAGCACUAUUUAUCAUACAGACCUCGGACAGAAUGCGGUAUUUCACAAUUUUUCAAGACAAAUUGCACUCAGUCAAUAUUUAGGACGAUCAAUCGUAGGCUUUAAGCGAAACCGUUCAAAAUUUUUCCAAAAUCACCCAUACGGCCAGCUGGUUCUCGUUUAUAUAAAGCGAGCUGUCAGUGUGGUCGAGUGUUUGAAUGAACUUUAAUAGAGUUACGCUUCAACAUAAUAGCGAAUUUAUUUAUUUAUUUUUUUGUUAUUUAAUAGUUUUAGUUAUAACGAUGUGUAAUCUUAUAAAGCGUUUGAUACGCGCGACAUUUUUGAGUACUCCUGCAAGCGAUGUUCGUGAACGACGAAAACAAACGGCACGGAGAAGCGAUUAAAAUUGCAAGAGAGACUACUAACAAUCAAAAAAAUAUAUAUAUAAUUCGGUGAAACAUUUACAGAGACAACAAUUUUCAUUCACGAAAGACAAGUAUUAAAGAGUCUCUAAAAAUCCUGAGUCUUUAAGCGUAAAGCUUAAGCUGGCUUCCUGGUGCGGUGUUUACUGUUUUCGAAGGUGAACUCCUCGAAGCAAGAAAAUCGCUCAAAGUUUUCUUUCUAAAGCCAAAUUUAUAACUAAAUAUUCUUCGGAUCGUUUUCUUUCUAUUUGUGGUGAGCAAAUAUAUCUGAAGGCUUUUUGAAGUUCUGUAAGCUUAUAUCAAACCUGAUACUAGGUCAGAUCAUUGACUCAAAUCCUACAAAGGUACAUAAACUUGCCGCAUAAACUGUCAGCGUGAAUUGUGCAAGACUUCAUGAAAUUAGAUAUAACAAAAACAAACAUCAAAUACAAUAAUUACUCAGGCUUACCAUUCGAGAUUCAGUUUUCUGAAAGCUAUCAAGGAAGGCCACAGUUGCUUGAGACUUUUAAACCCUCUUACGCAUUAAGCAAGGUGAAAAACGAAAACGAUGCCAUCCGAAAUCGAAUUACCGAAUUUUGACAAGCGACGCAUUUCUCAACCAAAAACCCAGUAAACAAACCAGCCAUGAAUAACAGAAGACUCUUGAUAGCAGCUGUAUUUCAUUUUGCACAUCCAGAGGAAAAAGACAGUUAAAAACAUCACAAGUUGAUACAAAACUCUGUCAGCUUCAGCUGUGAAAGUAAACAACUUUCAAGAUGCUGCAUAUUUUUUCCGCAUGAACUCACCUGUCAAAUUUUGACCAAUCAGAGUAUAAAAAUUGGACGUAGAGCGUGACCAACGCGUGACCAUGGUAAGAAAAGGUCUUCCCCGCCUGUACUUUUAAAAAAGCUGGCUGAAUUUUCGCUUUCGAGGUCAGUUUGAAAUCAAAAUCCUAAUAGUACGGGGCCAUAGUGACAUAAACGCAACAUAUUUGAUAUAAAUCCUUGGAAAAAAUAAACUUGAGCCUUCAAUCAUUUGACACUGGUAAUUUGUCAGCGGAUAACUUCAAAACAAUACUCGACCUCGAUGGGUCGACACUUGAGCCCGCAGAACGGUCAGGUGAUACUGGUCAGCGGAUGCCCUGUUUUGAUAGCUGUCAAUUGAUCACAUCACAGUUUUCUGUUGGGCUCCCAAACUAGCUAAAAGUGUGAGAGUAAACAUUGGUUGUUCUGUGGUGCGGACGGACGGUCGCUCGCUCGCUCGCUCGGUUUACGGUCACGUGAUUGCCAAAUUUUCCGGGAUGGGUAGAUUACCACAUUUCCUUAGCUAUGGGGCUCCGCCCACGCGCGCGCAAAGCGCGCGCGUGGAGCUCCGCUACAAUUGGAGUGAGGUCAUAGAAACAACAUAGAAUUUAACCAUACUUUUCUUAUAGUAGCGGAACACUACAGGAUGAAAUCUCUAGUACUCAAACUGCGGCCAAGUAUAAUAAAAUUCGUGUCAUUUUCUGAAAAUAUAUAAACUAAAAGAAGUAAAUAGAGGAAAAUUGUUCAACUUAAAAUAUAUGAACAGAUUUCUUGUAUUUUCUCGUAGAAAUAAGGGAAAAACGGUUCUCCUGUAUAAAACACCAUACGCCACUUCCACACUUCCCAUAAUGCACCUUAUUCAUAAAAUUUCUCCCCAAAAUUUUGCAUAACCAUUGUUUUUCAUUUCUCCUUGGUAUUACAGCCGUCCCAAAACAAAAUGAAAGCAAUUCUUAUGCAAAAUGUUGGGGGGCAAACAAGGUGCAUUAUGGAAAUGUGGAAAUGGCGAAUUAAUUAUUUUACAGCACAAGAAAAACCUGGUUUGUGUCCCAAGCCCAGUGGGCCUGGUAUCUGUGUUGAGGCCUGCUCUGGGGAUGGCGAUUGUAAAGGUGCCAAAAAAUGCUGCUCUAAUGGCUGUGGACAUGUUUGCACGAAACCACAGGGUAUGUACCUUAACUAUCAACAUCCCUGAUCUGAAAUUAGGCGUUGCACGGUUGUUAUACGCAUGCGCAAUCUUCUUGCCUCUUGAUUCUUAAUCUUUCCUGAGUUUUGUCCCAAACCCAAACCUGACCAAAUUGGCAUCUACGUCGAUGCCUGCCAAGGAGAUGACGAUUGUUCAGGUUCCGCAAAAUGCUGUUCUAAUGGAUGCGAGCACGUUUGCAUGAAACCACUCGAUAUGCAUGUUUUCCCCAUAUUAGGCUUUGCUAGUAUGAGUAUGCGCAAGCAAUCCUCUUGUCUGUUUACUACUAAAUUUUGCUGUACACCGUGUAGAAUUGCUUGCUUCGAAAUUUAGCUGGAGUUUGAGGAGGUAUAGUUGCUGGUUUUGACCGGACAAUGGACACGAGCCUUACGCGACAGGAGUAGCUCAGUCGGUAGAGCACUUGACUACAGAACAGGAGGUCGCUGGUUCGAUCCCUUUGGCCCGACCAAUACUCAGAUAUACUGAGAUAUGAAGGUACUGCCUUUUUCAAAUUGCCCUGCAAACGGCUAGACCCUUCGGUUGACCAAGUGAAAUGGCGGUCCCGUCUGUAGUAGGAGACGCCAAAAAAGUGUCUCAAAUUAGUACUUUCGUGCUAAAUACAUUGACACUCAAAUAAAGUGCUUAUAAUAUUUUUUCGACAAGGCGGAAGGUAAUUAAUUCUAAGAAAAUUGCAAGGUACGGGUAAAUAGAAUCCUUUUGAGUGUAUAUCAUUUCCCCGCUCUUUCAUUUUUCUUACGUAAGUUUAAUCAAUCGUUCGUAUGUUUGGCUUUUAUAGACCCUUUUGUGGUCCUUCAUUCUGAUCGCUGCCCUAAGCCCGGCCGUUUUGGCCUCUGUGCUGAGCUUUGCGGUGUAGGUGGUGGAUGCUCAGGAGGAAAAAUAUGCUGCUCUAACGGGUGCGGUCACCAAUGCAUGUCUCCUGGUAAGUACUGA
Messenger RNA from Porites evermanni, 5273 nucleotides. Lineage: Eukaryota; Metazoa; Cnidaria; Anthozoa; Scleractinia; Poritidae. The record is from the annotation of a GenBank genome assembly.